AUCGAGGUGAUUGAAACGUAGGUGUGCAGUAGACUCGGCGACGCAAGAUUCUGCAACUGCUUCUCCCCCUUCGUUCUCGAGGUUCGUAAAAUCGCAUAAAAUAUACACCAUCACCCGAAUACAGAUACGAUUAGGAGUAUUUGUAUGUUGAUUUUACGAAUUUAUCUGUUUAUCCGUAUCUGCAAUUGCAAACCCUAGGUCAAUAAUCAUUAGGGGAGUUUCGAUUGUUUAGUUCUUAAUUACGUAAAGGAAAUCAAGAACCAUAUUUCUGUUGAAUUCUUUGUUAUAUGGAUUUGGAUAUUGUGAAGAAGAGUUUGGAUUAUACCCAAAGGAGAAAGAAAUUGCUCCUUCUCGUUGCAGCUAUAGGGUUUUCAACUUAUGGUGCAAUUAGGGUUUAUAACUUACCUUCUAUGGUUAAGAAGAGGGAGAGGUUGACGAAACUUUUAGGUGCUUUAGCUUCAAUUGCUGAAUUACUUGGUGAUUCUGCCGAGACAAUAGGAGUUGUUUCAAAGGAUUUGAAAGAAUUUAUAAAAUCUGAUUCAGACGAAAUCCCAAAUAGUUUGAGGCAAUUGUCAAAGAUUAUGAGAUCUGAUGAAGUCUCGGAGUCAAUUGUUCAUGUUACAAGAGCUUUUACCGUGGGGAUUUUGAGGGGUUACAGGGUUGGAGUUAGAAAAGGUGAUCCAGGUAACAGUUUUCCGGAUCGAGCUUUGGAUAAACUGUUUUCACCUGCUGGAUCUGGUUUUGUUUCUGUUGUUGUUGGAAGUUUUGCUAAGAAUAUGGUUAUGGCGAUUUAUGCUGAUCGAGGGGUUAGUGAAGGGUAUCAUAUCAAUGGUUCGAGAAGCUCAGAGAGUUCGGUCCAGAAGUGGGUAGAUGUAAUUGCUGAAGAGAAAUGCAGGAAACUGAUUGGGGAUUGUAUCCAGCAGUUUGUGAGCACCUUGGUGACCGUUUACCUUGACAAAACCAUGGAUGUCAACCCUUAUGAGCAGAUCUUAUCAGGCUUAACGAACCCUAAACACGAAGAAAAAGUAAGGGAUUUGUUAGCUACAUUUUGCAACGGUGCUAUAGAGACAUUAGUGAAAACUUCCCACCAAGUUAUUUCAAAUUCGGAUGGGAACGAAUUGAUCUUGAAUGGAAUGAAAUCAAGAAAAAGCCGGAGCAAUGGGUUUGUGAGCAAGAUUUCUUCGACCUUGGCAGUCCCUAGUAACAGAAGGCUCGUUCUUGAUAUGACUGGGAGGGUUACAUUCGCGACCGUAAGAUCUUUCUUGGAUUUCUUCUUGGACCAGUUAUCCACGGGCAUGAAACGGAGGGUUGAUGUGGUUCAUGAAGAGGCAGUUGGUAAGGGUCGUGAAGUUUACAGGUACGUGAGUACAAAAUCUUAUACUGUCAUGACACUUUGUCUUUCGGUUUGGUUGCACGUAUUAAGCAGUCCAUGGAGCUUUGCAUCGGCAUAAGGCUACGUGUCACAGAAUUCUUUAGCUCGAAUUCAUUCAAUACAAUACAACUAUGUGUAUAUAUAUUUGUCAUUCGAACAGAAUGAACUAUUCAGAGUCUUCAUUGUGUGUGCUGUAGUUAUUUCAUCUUGAUAUAGCUUUGAACAAUUUGAUGAAAGGAUAAGUGGAUAACUAGUAUCUUUUGUGCCCCUA
Cynara cardunculus var. scolymus (artichoke) is the source of this 1643-nucleotide messenger RNA. Its product is annotated as protein PHLOEM PROTEIN 2-LIKE A10. The record is from RefSeq and is a predicted model, not a curated record. The coding region runs from base 288 to 1451 and encodes 387 amino acids. The transcript has a single exon. NCBI's taxonomy places the organism in Eukaryota, Viridiplantae, Streptophyta, Magnoliopsida, Asterales, Asteraceae.